Molecule: messenger RNA, 1467 nt
Organism: Schistocerca nitens (vagrant locust)
Lineage: Eukaryota; Metazoa; Arthropoda; Insecta; Orthoptera; Acrididae
Exons: 1
Coding region: 1-1467 (488 amino acids)
Source: RefSeq, a predicted model, not a curated record
AUGGCAAAAACGCAAAUAUGGGACAAACGCAAAUAUGGGACAAACGCAAAUAUGGGACAAACGCAAAUAUGGGACAAACGCAAAUAUGGGACAAACGCAAAUAUGGGACAAACGCAAAUAUGGGACAAACGCAAAUAUGGGACAAACGCAAAUAUGGGACAAACGCAAAUAUGGGACAAACGCAAAUAUGGGACAAACGCAAAUAUGGGACAAACGCAAAUAUGGGACAAACGCAAAUAUGGGACAAACGCAAAUAUGGGACAAACGCAAAUAUGGGACAAACGCAAAUAUGGGACAAACGCAAAUAUGGGACAAACGCAAAUAUGGGACAAACGCAAAUAUGGGACAAACGCAAAUAUGGGACAAACGCAAAUAUGGGACAAACGCAAAUAUGGGACAAACGCAAAUAUGGGACAAACGCAAAUAUGGGACAAACGCAAAUAUGGGACAAACGCAAAUAUGGGACAAACGCAAAUAUGGGACAAACGCAAAUAUGGGACAAACGCAAAUAUGGGAAAAACGCAAAUAUGGGAAAAACGCAAAUAUGGGAAAAACGCAAAUAUGGGAAAAACGCAAAUAUGGGAAAAACGCAAAUAUGGGAAAAACGCAAAUAUGGGAAAAACGCAAAUAUGGGAAAAACGCAAAUAUGGGAAAAACGCAAAUAUGGGAAAAACGCAAAUAUGGGAAAAACGCAAAUAUGGGAAAAACGCAAAUAUGGGAAAAACGCAAAUAUGGGAAAAAACGCAAAUAUGGGAAAAACGCAAAUAUGGGAAAAAACGCAAAUAUGGGAAAAAACGCAAAUAUGGGAAAAAACGCAAAUAUGGGAAAAAACGCAAAUAUGGGAAAAAACGCAAAUAUGGGAAAAAACGCAAAUAUGGGAAAAAACGCAAAUAUGGGAAAAAACGAAUUUUUGAGAAAAAACGCACAUAUGGGAAAAACGCACAUAUGGGAAAAACGUACAUAUGGGAAAAACGUACAUAUGGGAAAAACGAAAAUAUGCGAAAAACGAAAAUAUGCGAAAAACGAAAAUAUGGGAAAAACACAAAUAUGGGAAAAACACAAAUAUGGGAAAAACACAAAUAUGGGAAAAACACAAAUAUGGGAAAAACACAAAUAUGGGAAAAACACAAAUAUGGGAAAAACACAAAUAUGGGAAAAACACAAAUAUGGGAAAAACGAAAAUAUGGCAAAAACGAAAAUAUGGCAAAACGAAAAUAUGGCAAAGCGAAAAUAUGGCAAAAACACAAAUAUGGGAAAUUCGCAAAUAUGGGAAAUUCGCAAAUAUGGCAAAAACGCAAAUAUGGGAAAAGCGGAAAUAUGGGAAAAGCGGAAAUAUGGGAAAAACGCAAAUGUGGGAAAAACGCAAAUGUGGGAAAAACGCAAAUGUGGGAAAAACGCAAAUGUGGGAAAAACGCAAAUGUGGGAAAAACGCAAAUGUGGGAAAAACGCAAAUUUCGGAAAAAAUGA